GCAAUAGUCCUAGCAGCUUUCAGAAUGCCAGUCUGCAGAAGUGAGCUGAGUGUUUGCGCGGUACAGGGCUCUCCUGCCUUCUGGGCUCCAACGCAGCUCUGUGGCUGAACUGGGAGCUCCCCACAAGAACUGCUGGGCUAUGGGAUACAGAUGUGGCAGCUCAGGUAGCCCUACGUUACCUGGAGGAAUACAUCAUGCUUUCCGAUAAGAAGACGUUGUAGAAGCCAGUUUUUUUUUUUUUAUUCUCCCCCACCCCCCCCCCCCAAAAAAAAAAAAAAACUAAAGAUGCAAAAACGUAACAUCCAUGAAGAUCCUAUUACCUAGGAAGAUUUUGAUGUUUUGCUGUGAAUGCCGUGUUGGGAUUUAUUUGUUCUUGGAGUGUUCUGCGUGGCUGGCAAAGAAUAAUGUUCCAAAAUUGGUCCAUCUCCCAAGGGGUCCAGUUUUUCUUCCUGGGUGUCAUCGAGCCCUGACUCACUACAGUGCAGCUGACAGGGGCUGUCAUGCAAGUGGUCCCCUAAGCCAAAGCAAAAGACCUAAGGACGACCUUUGAACACUACAAAGGAUGGGUUUCAAUGUAAUUAGGCUACUGAGCGGAUCAGCUGUAGCACUGGUUAUAGCCCCCACUGUCUUACUGACAAUGCUUUCUUCUGCUGAACGAGGAUGCCCUAAGGGCUGCAGGUGUGAAGGCAAAAUGGUAUAUUGUGAAUCUCAGAAAUUACAGGAGAUACCCUCAAGCAUAUCUGCGGGUUGCUUAGGUCUGUCCCUUCGCUAUAACAGCCUUCAGAAACUGAAGUAUAAUCAAUUCAAAGGGCUCAACCAGCUCACCUGGCUGUACCUUGACCAUAACCAUAUCAGCAAUAUCGACGAGAAUGCUUUCAAUGGAAUACGCAGACUCAAAGAGUUGAUUCUGAGUUCCAACAGAAUCUCCUAUUUUCUUAACAAUACCUUCAGACCUGUGACAAAUUUAAGGAACUUGGACCUGUCCUACAAUCAGCUGCAUUCUCUGGGAUCCGAACAGUUUCGGGGCUUGCGGAAACUGCUGAGUUUACAUUUGCGGUCUAACUCCCUGAGAACCAUCCCCGUGCGAAUAUUCCAAGACUGCCGCAACCUGGAACUUUUGGACCUGGGUUAUAACCGGAUCCGAAGUUUAGCCAGGAAUGUCUUUGCUGGCAUGAUCAGACUCAAAGAACUUCACCUGGAGCACAAUCAGUUUUCCAAGCUCAACCUGGCCCUUUUUCCAAGGUUGGUGAGCCUACAGAACCUUUACUUACAGUGGAAUAAAAUCAGUGUCAUAGGACAAACCAUGUCAUGGACCUGGAGCUCCUUACAAAGGCUUGAUUUAUCGGGCAAUGAGAUCGAAGCUUUCAGUGGACCUAGUGUUUUCCAGUGUGUCCCCAAUCUGCAGCGCCUCAACCUGGAUUCCAACAAGCUGACAUUUAUUGGUCAAGAGAUUCUGGAUUCUUGGAUAUCCCUCAAUGACAUCAGUCUUGCCGGGAAUAUAUGGGAAUGCAGCAGAAACAUUUGUUCCCUGGUAAACUGGCUGAAAAGUUUUAAAGGUCUGAGGGAGAAUACAAUUAUCUGUGCCAGUCCCAAAGAGCUGCAAGGAGUAAAUGUAAUUGAUGCAGUGAAGAACUAUAGCAUCUGUGGCAAAAGUACCACGGAGAGGUUUGAUCUGGCCAGGGCACUCCCAAAGCCCACGUUUAAGCCCAAGCUCCCCAGACCGAAGCACGAGAGCAAGCUCCCCUUGCCCCCCAGGGUGGCAGCCACGGAGCCCGGGCCAGAGACCGAUGCUGACACGGAGCACAUCUCCUUCCAUAAAAUCAUCGCGGGCAGCGUGGCCCUUUUCCUCUCUGUGCUCGUCAUCCUGCUCGUUAUCUACGUGUCAUGGAAGCGGUACCCUGCGAGCAUGAAGCAGCUGCAGCAACGUUCCCUCAUGCGAAGGCACAGGAAAAAGAAAAGACAGUCCCUAAAGCAAAUGACUCCCAGCACCCAGGAAUUUUAUGUAGAUUACAAACCCACCAACACGGAGACCAGCGAGAUGCUGCUGAAUGGGACGGGACCCUGCACCUAUAACAAAUCAGGCUCCAGGGAGUGUGAGAUACCUUUAUCAAUGAAUGUGUCAACCUUUCUGGCAUACGACCAGCCCACAAUAAGUUACUGCGGGGUGCAUCAUGAACUUCUCUCUCAUAAGUCCUUUGAAACGAACGCACAGGAAGAUACGAUGGAAACACAGCUAGAGACUGAGCUGGACCUGAGCACAAUCACAACAGCCGGCCGAAUCGGUGACCAUAAACAGCAGCUGGCUUAAAUGAGCUAACUGGUAGCCAAGGGCUGCCACCAAACUUCGUAACCUCCGGGACAAAAUGAGGAACAUUUGUUCAUUGUGGACUCUAAAAACAAAAACAAAACAAAUCCCCUGUUCAAAUAAACAAAAAUCCAAGAUUGAUUCACGAAAUAAAGAAGACAUGAAUUGUUUCAAGUCUACACUUUGUAAAUUCGCUAAGUUGUGCAGUAUUUUUUUGAGUAUGGCCCUGAAAAGAAUCUUUUUUCAAAACUCAUCCUACCUACCUGUAAAAACUGUACAGAGCUAAUGUAUUUUUCAUAUUGUAAAGUUUCAAUUAUAGAAACAAAUUGGUAUGUACAGUACCAUAAUUUAAUUACAUUUUACUUUACAAACUUUACACAUUUCAGUUUCUAAAAUUUUAAAUUAACAGAAAUUAUUUCUUGUGUUAUUCAGAGUUACUCAGUUUUGUAGGGACUGUUUUGUUACUGCUUUUGUGCCCAGAAAACUUUACUCUAAAAUUCUGUGCUGUACCAAACAUGCACGAUUUUUAUCAUGCUUACUGCGUAGAAUUUUAUCUACUUGUUCCAGAAAUAAUACAUUAACCAAAAAGGGUUUAAUUGUUCAGACUUGUAAGAGGUUCUUCAAUUACAUAGACAGGUUUUUCUUACAGAUGAAAAAAAAAAUCAAAGAUUUUUUUAACAGUUCUUCUCGGACUUAACUGUUGCCUUGAAUUACAGCCUAGUUUCUAAGCAGUGAAAUGUAAUGAUAAAGAGGGAUAUUUUAACAACAUAUUUCCGAAUGAAUGACUCAUUAUUUCAUUCUUUGAGUAGCGCAUUGUUAAGGAGGGGAGGGGGUAUGGACAAAACAUCACUAGAAACAAAGGCCGUAACCACAGCAACAGACUUUGAUACACUGAACUAGGUACAGCUGCCAGUGACAAAGAAAAACUUUUGUUACAUCUCAUUAUUUUCAGGCCAAGGUGGGAUGAUAGAGCAUAAUAACUGUACAGUAGCAAUUUUCUCCUAAUUAACCCAAAGUGGUUUACCUAAAAAUAACCAUCAGUCAGUGCAAAAUGUACCUGACUUUUAGGACUUCUCAUUUAGAACUGUGAGGCUAUAUUUUGUGGGGAACAUCUCAAAGGAAAUAUAUGUGCGCUACAUCUAUUCUCUGCUCGAGGAGAAUUUUAAACAUCCGCGCUCAUUCUACAUAGAUAUGAGCCAUGGUAAAGAACUUUGUCACUCAAAGUAGAUUGUAUACGUCCUUAAGAUUUUCUAAUGGUUUAUAUUGCCAUUCAUCAUGGGAUUCGCCUCCAAUAUACCUGAAAAAUAACUCAGAGUAAUUCGACACCAAUACUGACCAUAUACUGAUUAUGCAAUUGUAUUAUAAAGUUAAUUGAAAUCAAAUUGAGAAAACCUGACUUUUCAGAGGCUGAAAUAAUCAAUUUAUGUUGCUUGCUUGACACAGAUCAUUGGAAAAUAUUGCUAUUUCAUCUGUGGUAAUCACACCAUUCUUUAUGGGGGUUUUUUUAACAUAAAACUGCAAGUUUUAAUUAUUGUUGCACCAAGCAAAGCGCACUUUUAUGUGAAGUCAUUUUAUAUUUGUGGUAUCAAAAGUAGAUUGACAAUAUGUCAAUCUAACCGGGGUGAAAAACAAGCAAAACAAUGGAGAAAAAACUGGCAAAAGGAUUGUUAAACUUUUAACUUUUUUUAUUUCUUCCAAAAAAUUGUAUCUAUGAAAGUCUGAUUUUAUGGAUGUUUAUCCUAGCAAAUUUAAGAGCAGCUGCAAGAAGAAUAAACUUAAGGUAGAGCAAAUUUUUGUUGCAAAUAUACAAAGUCAGAAACAGAAAAAUAUGCAAAAUGUUUGAAGAAGCAAACUCUAUUACUAAUUUAAAUGAAACUAAAUGUCAGAUGAAGUACUUGUAUCAACUGUUUAGCAUCUCAGAUUUUGUAACAUAUUUUGCAUAAAUUAUUUACUAUUCAAAAA
Messenger RNA from Trichechus manatus latirostris (Florida manatee), 4267 nucleotides. RefSeq names its product leucine rich repeat transmembrane neuronal 3 (gene LRRTM3). The record is from RefSeq and is a predicted model, not a curated record. Gene Ontology annotation, molecular function: protein binding. Lineage: Eukaryota; Metazoa; Chordata; Mammalia; Sirenia; Trichechidae. Gene Ontology annotation, cellular component: extracellular matrix. Bases 563 to 2308 code for a protein of 581 amino acids. The transcript has 3 exons.